AUGGGGGAUGCUGCAGACCCCCGGGAGAUGCGAAAGACCUUCAUUGUUCCAGCCAUCAAGCCCUUUGACCACUAUGAUUUCGCCAGGGCCAAAAUCGCCUGCAAUCUGGCCUGGUUGGUGGCCAAAGCCUUUGGGACAGAAAAUGUGCCGGAGGAACUUCGAGAACCAUUUUACACAGAUCAGUAUGACCAAGAACACAUCAAACCGCCUGUUGUUAAUUUGCUUCUAUCAGCUGAACUGUACUGUCGUGCUGGGAGUCUUAUUCUCAAGAGCGAUGCUGCCAAACCCCUUUUGGGCCACGAUGCUGUAAUCCAGGCUUUAGCACAGAAGGGUCUUUAUGUUACUGACCAGGAAAGAUUGGUAACUGAAAGAGAUCUCCACAAGAAACCUAUACAGAUGAGUGCACAUUUGGCCAUGAUAGACACCUUGAUGAUGGCUUACACUGUGGAAAUGGUCAGUAUAGAGAAGGUAAUUGCGUGUGCUCAGCAGUAUUCAGCCUUUUUCCAAGCCACAGAUCUGCCCUAUGAUAUUGAAGAUGCUGUCAUGUACUGGAUAAAUAAGUCUCCUUCUAAAUGGUUUUGGAAACUGGUUCCAGCUCGUUAUAGGAAGGAACAAACAUUACUUAAGCAACUGCCUUGCAUUCCAUUGGUAGAAAAUUUAUUAAAGGAUGGUACAGAUGGCUGUGCUUUAGCUGCUCUUAUUCAUUUUUACUGUCCUGAUGUUGUCAGACUAGAAGAUAUUUGCUUAAAAGAAACUAUGUCUUUGGCUGAUAGCCUAUAUAAUCUGCAACUUAUCCAAGAGUUUUGCCAAGAAUACCUGAACCAGUGUUGCCAUUUCACCCUUGAAGAUAUGCUCUAUGCUGCUUCAUCCAUAAAGAGUAAUUAUUUGGUGUUCAUGGCAGAACUCUUCUGGUGGUUUGAAGUUGUGAAGCCAUCGUUUGUACAGCCUCGUGUCGUUCGUCCACAAGGAGCUGAACCUGCAAGAGAUAUGCCUUCAGCUCCUGUGUUGAAUGCUGCCAAAAGGAAUGCCAUGAGUAGUUCUUACAGUUCAGACUUCACAAGUUUUGGUGAAGGAGCUGCAUACCCACAGUCUCAUCAUCUGCCUUCUAGAUAUUCACGCCCCCAGGCUCAUUCUUCAGCAGCAGGAGGAAUCAGAAGGUCUUCAUCUAUGUCCUAUGUUGAUAGCUUCAUAGGAACAUGGCCCAAAGAGAAGAGAUCAUCAGUGCAUGGAGUUUCAUUUGAUAUUUCUUUUGAUAAAGAAAAUAGUGUACCAAAAUCUGCUCCAAACAGAGGAAUUACUCGUUCUAUUAGUAAUGAAGGACUUACUCUGAAUAACAAUCGUGCAUCUAAACAUAUUAGAAAAAAUUUGUCCUUCAAGCCAGUAAAUGGAGAAGAGGAAGCAGAAAGCAUUGAAGAAGAACUUAAUGUAGACCCUCAUGGUGACCUCAAAUCUUAUGUGCCCCUUAAUACAAAUGAACUAAAUUCUAACGAGAAUAUUCAUUAUAAGCUUCCAAAUGGAGCUUUGCAAAAUAGAGUCCUUCUCGAUGAGUUUGGCAAUCAGAUCUUAACACCAAGUAUUGAAGAAGCAUUACAAAUAAUUCAUGAUACUGACAAGUCUCCACACACACCUCAGCCAGACCAAAUUGCUAAUGGCUUCUUUCUUCAUAGCCAAGAAAUGACUAUCCUAAAUUCAAAUAUCAAGCUAACUCAAUCCAGCCCUGAUAACGUAUCUGAUACGAAAGGUGCCUUGAGUCCCGUAACUGACAAUACCGAAGUAGACACUGGAAUUCAUGUUCCUUCAGAAGAUAUUCCUGAAACCAUGGAUGAGGAUUCUUCUUUGAGAGAUUAUACUGUCAGUUUGGACUCCGACAUGGACGAUGCGUCUAAAUUUCUUCAGGAUUAUGAUAUGAGAACCAGCAAUGCCAGAGAGGUUUUGAGUCCUUGUCCAAGUACAGUAAGUACUAAGUCUCAGCCAGGCAGCAGUGCUUCUUCUAGUUCUGGGGUUAAAAUGACCAGCUUUGCUGAACAGAAAUUCAGGAAACUGAAUCACACUGACGGAAAGAGCAGUGGAAGCAGCUCUCAGAAAACUACGCCAGAGGGUUCAGAACUUAACAUUCCACAUGUGGUUGCUUGGGCACAAAUUCCAGAAGAAACCAGCCUUCCACAAGGACGGGAUACUACCCAGCUCUUGGCUUCUGAAAUGGUGCACCUUAGGAUGAAGCUCGAAGAGAAACGGCGUGCUAUAGAAGCCCAGAAGAAGAAAAUGGAAGCUGCUUUUACAAAACAGAGGCAGAAAAUGGGAAGGACAGCAUUCCUGACUGUGGUGAAAAAAAAAGGAGAUGGGAUUUCUCCUCUUCGAGAGGAAGCAGCUGGUGCAGAAGAUGAGAAAGUAUAUACCGAUCGUGCCAAAGAAAAGGAGCCACAGAAAGCUAAUGGGCAAAGAAGCAAGUCUCUGGCUGAUAUAAAAGAAAGCAUGGAGAAUCCUCCAGGCAAAUGGCUCAAGUCUCCCACCACGCCUGUGGAUCCUGAGAAGCAGUGGAACCUGGCAAGCCCCACAGAAGAAACUCUGAAUGAAGGAGAGAUUUUAGAGUACACAAAAUCCAUUGAAAAGUUAAAUUCAUCUCUGCAUUUUCUCCAACAAGAAAUGCAACGCUUGUCACUUCAGCAGGAAAUGUUAAUGCAGAUGAGAGAGCAACAGUCCUGGGUGAUUUCCCCUCCACAGCCCUCUCCACAGAAACAGCUGAGGGAUUUUAAACCUUCCAGGCAGGCGGGUUCAUCAUCUUCCGCUGCACCGUUCUCCUCAGACUCCCCUCGCCCUGCUCAUCCAUCUCCACAGCCUUCUAACAGGAAGAGCUCAUCUUUUUCUAUUAAAAAUCAAAGGACUCCUAGGCCAAAUGACUUAAAAAUAACACCUUUGAAUCGAACCUUGACACCUCCUCGGUCUGUGGAUAGUCUUCCUCGAUUAAGGAGGUUUUCCCCAAGUCAGGUUCCUAUUCAGACGAGGUCUUUUGUAUGUUUUGGAGACGAUGGAGAACCUCAGUUGAAGGAAACCAAGCCAAAAGAGGACAUUAAAAAGGAGGAAUUGGAAUCCAAGGAAACUUUGGAACAGCAUGAACAGAAUCCGGACGAAAAGGAGAUAAAACCUUUGGAGUCCACAGUGUCUGAAGUUCUGUCCCAGCCUAUCACAGAGACUGUUUGUCUAACGCCAAAUGAGGACCAACUCAGUCAGCUCACAGAACCACCCCCAAAACUCAUUUUCCCAACUCCAGCACCGAAAAAUGUUAAUCUGAUUGAAGUUUCCCUGUCAGAUUUGAAACCUCUUGAAAAGGCUGAUGUAUCUGUUGAAAAAUAUGAUGGAGAAAGUGAUAAGGAACAAUUUGAUGAUGACCAGAAAGUAUGCUGUGGAUUCUUUUUUAAGGAUGAUCAAAAAGCAGAAAAUGAUAUGGCAAUGAAGCGGGCAGCUUUGUUGGAGAAAAGAUUAAGAAGGGAAAAAGAAACACAGCUGCGGAAACAACAGCUCGAGGCGGAAAUGGAGCAUAAGAAGGAAGAGACACGGCGUAAAACUGAAGAAGAACGUCAAAAGAAAGAAGAUGAGAGAGCACGCAGGGAAUUUAUUAGGCAAGAAUAUAUGAGGCGAAAACAACUGAAACUGAUGGAAGAUAUGGAUACCAUAAUUAAACCCCGACCUCAAGUAACCAAACAAAAAAAACAGCGCCCCAAAUCUAUCCAUAGAGAUCAUAUUGAAUCCCCCAAAACCCCGAUAAAGGGUCCUCCAGUCUCUAGCCUUUCUUUGGCAUCACUGAACACGGGUGAUAACGAGAGUGUGCAUUCAGGCAAGAGGACACCAAGGUCAGAGUCUGUAGAAGGCUUCUUAUCUCCAAGUCGCUGUGGCAGUCGAAAUGGCGAAAAAGACUGGGAAAAUGCAUCAACAACUUCUUCAGUGGCGUCUGGAACAGAGUACACAGGACCAAAGCUGUACAAAGAACCAAGUGCAAAAUCCAAUAAACACAUAAUACAAAAUGCUUUAGCUCAUUGCUGUUUGGCUGGAAAAGUAAAUGAAGGUCAAAAGAAAAAAAUACUAGAGGAAAUGGAGAAAUCAGAUGCCAACAACUUCUUAAUCUUGUUCCGGGAUUCAGGCUGCCAGUUCAGGUCUUUGUAUACUUACUGUCCAGAAACUGAAGAAAUCAAUAAACUGACAGGAAUAGGCCCUAAAUCUAUCACUAAAAAGAUGAUUGAGGGACUUUACAAAUAUAACUCUGACAGGAAACAGUUUAGCCACAUACCUGCUAAAACUUUAUCUGCCAGUGUUGAUGCAAUUACCAUUCACAGCCAUUUGUGGCAGACCAAGAGACCAGUGACACCCAAAAAACUUCUGCCCACCAAGGCAUAG
Molecule: messenger RNA, 4389 nt
Organism: Elephantulus edwardii (Cape elephant shrew)
Lineage: Eukaryota; Metazoa; Chordata; Mammalia; Macroscelidea; Macroscelididae
Gene: CAMSAP2
Product: calmodulin regulated spectrin-associated protein family, member 2
Exons: 18
Coding region: 1-4389 (1462 amino acids)
Biological process (GO): neuron projection development; negative regulation of microtubule depolymerization; cytoplasmic microtubule organization
Cellular component (GO): microtubule minus-end
Molecular function (GO): calmodulin binding; spectrin binding; microtubule minus-end binding
Source: RefSeq, a predicted model, not a curated record